UCGUACCAACCGCCGCAGAGAGAAUUUCCUUCCGUUGGUACACCUUCGAUACGGCAAUAUUUUCUUUUUUUUGUCUUUUAUAAUCCCCGUUCCAACGUUCACGUCGGGGAGCAUCGUCGACGUGUUGUUAAAAUAACAUUAAUUGACAUGGGUCUCUGCAAUACCGAGUGCGUGGAGAGGAUAGCGCAGUAUCUCGACGUUUCCCCGGGAAGGUUGGAAGUUUCUCACAAAAACGUAGCUUCCACCCGAGAACGCGAGGGAGGCGCGCAACCCGUCCAGGGCUUCUGCACCAUCGUACAGGAUCUGGCGAGGACCUCGGAAUACCCCGACAUCCUCGGUAGCGAGAGAGAAGUACAGGCUCUGACGCAGCAGUGGCUGGAGUACGCGAUAGUCUGCGCCAAUUAUGCGGACCUUUCCCAAAACACCAAGAGAAUACUGAGCGAGUUGAACACAUCGUUGACACACGUGCCCUACAUAGCCGGUACAGAAAAGACUAUCGCAGAUGUCACGUUGUACUACGUUUUACAUCCCGUAAUGAAAACUCUGAGCCAACCGGAGAAGGCACGGUACAUUCACGUGUCAAGGUGGUUUGACAAUAUUCAGCAAGAGGAUAAGCUAAGACGCGAAUUAGACUUGAUAUCUUUUAAUUUGUUACACUUGUUUCUGUAAUAUCGACACUCCAAAUUAAUGUGAAGAACACGGUGCUCCUUGCUCCUUAAUUGUCUACAAUUUGAGAGAAGAAAUGUGUUUCUUUAGGCGGAGUCGAGCUCGUCGACUGAAUUAGGUAGGAAGAAUAAACUUGUCAAGGUCAGAGGAAGCC
This is a messenger RNA of Ooceraea biroi (clonal raider ant), 820 nucleotides long. RefSeq names its product aaRS-interacting multifunctional protein 3 (gene AIMP3). Gene Ontology annotation, biological process: positive regulation of DNA damage response, signal transduction by p53 class mediator. NCBI's taxonomy places the organism in Eukaryota, Metazoa, Arthropoda, Insecta, Hymenoptera, Formicidae. Gene Ontology annotation, cellular component: cytoplasm; aminoacyl-tRNA synthetase multienzyme complex; nucleus. The record is from RefSeq and is a predicted model, not a curated record.